Anopheles coluzzii is the source of this 1750-nucleotide messenger RNA. It is a transcript of the gene cn, whose product is annotated as kynurenine 3-monooxygenase. The coding region runs from base 231 to 1691 and encodes 486 amino acids. The record is from RefSeq and is a predicted model, not a curated record. The transcript is spliced from 7 exons. Gene Ontology annotation, cellular component: mitochondrial outer membrane. Gene Ontology annotation, molecular function: kynurenine 3-monooxygenase activity; FAD binding; NAD(P)H oxidase H2O2-forming activity. Lineage: Eukaryota; Metazoa; Arthropoda; Insecta; Diptera; Culicidae. Gene Ontology annotation, biological process: NAD+ metabolic process; quinolinate biosynthetic process; L-tryptophan catabolic process.
CUACGCUGGGCUCAAUUCCGUUCGAACGCUUGGCCGUGCCGGUUCUCUGCGGAAACAGACGCUGGAUCUCACGCGUACACGUGUUUUAGUGUAGCCGCUUAAGUUCCUAUUUAUUAUUUCUCCGUAUCGGUCGUCGUGCCCUUUGUUUUGUGUGAAGUGUGCGUGUUUUGGUUUGUGCUAAGGCUCUUAUAGUUAAGGAUAAAAAGUAACAAAAAACACAGCACACAAAAAUGGCAACGGCAAGCGACAGCAAGUACAAGCGCACCAACACGAACGGCAUGCAGCAUCAGCCGCUGGAUGUGGCCAUCGUUGGUGGUGGUUUGGUUGGCUCACUGUUGGCGCUUCACCUGGGCAAGAAGGGCCACGAAGUGAAUCUGUACGAAUACCGUGAAGACAUCCGCACGGCCGAGCUGGUGAUUGGGCGCAGUAUUAACCUAGCCCUGUCCGCGCGUGGCCGCCGGGCACUGGCCGAGGUGGGGUUGGAGGAUGCCCUGCUCAACCACGGCAUACCGAUGUCCGGCCGUAUGCUGCACGACGUCAACGGCAAGUGCAAAAUCGUCCCGUACGAUGCAAACACCAACCAGUGCAUCUACUCGGUUGGCCGAAAGCAUCUGAACGAGGUGCUGCUCAACGCGGCCGAGAAAUACCCGAACAUCCACCUGCACUUCAACCACAAGCUGGUCAGCGCCAACCUGGACGAGGGCAACCUGUCGAUGGUUGACCCCGUCACGAAAGAUGUCAAGAGCGCCCGGGCGGACCUGAUCGUCGGCUGCGACGGGGCGUACAGUGCGGUGCGGAAGGAAAUCGUCAAGCGGCCGCGGUACGACUUCAGCCAGACGUACAUCGAGCACGGCUACCUGGAGCUCUGCAUACCACCGACCGCCGCCGGGGAAUUCGCGAUGCCCCACAACUAUCUGCACAUCUGGCCGCGCGGCCAGUUCAUGAUGAUCGCGCUGCCGAACCAGGACCGCACCUGGACGGUGACGCUGUUCAUGCCGUUCACGCAGUUCCACAGCAUUACCGACCAGGGCCUGCUGCUCGACUUCUUCCGCCAGCACUUCCCGGACGCGAUCGAGCUGAUUGGGCGCGAGCGGCUGGUGAAGGAUUUCUUCAAAACGAAGGCCCAACCGCUGGUGAUGAUCAAGUGCCGGCCGUACCACAUCGGCGCGAAGGCACUGAUCAUUGGCGAUGCGGCGCACGCGAUGGUCCCGUUCUAUGGGCAGGGCAUGAACGCGGGCUUCGAGGACUGCAGCGUGCUGACGGAGCUGUUCAACCAGUACGGGACGGAUCUGGCGCGCAUACUGCCCGAGUUUAGCGAGAAGCGCUGGGAGGAUGCCCACGCCAUCUGUGAUCUGGCAAUGUACAACUACAUCGAGAUGCGCGACUUGGUUACCAAACGGUCGUACCUGCUGCGCAAGAAGCUGGACGAGCUGCUGUUCUGGAUGAUGCCGAACACGUGGGUCCCGCUGUACAACUCCGUCUCGUUCUCGCACAUGCGCUACAGCAAGUGCAUCGCCAACCGGGCCUGGCAGGAUAAGAUUCUCACACGCGUACUGUACGGUGCGUCGAUUGCGUCGGUUGCCGCUAUCGGCGGUCUCUGCUACCGGCACGUGACUAUGGGCCAUCUCGAGCGGCUGUCGUCGCGCAUCCUAUCCACCUUCCAGCUGCUGAAACCGAAAGCAAGCGUCUAACUGUGCCCCCCCGUACCAUUCGUUUAUUGCUAAAAAAUAAAACUUAUAUACUCAUUCAA